Messenger RNA from Lotus japonicus, 771 nucleotides. Its product is annotated as GPI-anchored protein LLG3-like. The transcript is spliced from 3 exons. Lineage: Eukaryota; Viridiplantae; Streptophyta; Magnoliopsida; Fabales; Fabaceae. The record is from RefSeq and is a predicted model, not a curated record. The coding region runs from base 102 to 599 and encodes 165 amino acids.
UCUUUCAUCUCUCCAAAACCAGAAAACAAAAAAAAGAAGCACCCCCAUCAAACCAUAAAUAAAUUUUGAAAACAAAAAAAAGGGUGAGAGUGAAAGAGAAAAUGGGUUCAAAUGCCUUCUUCUCUUCCAUUCUCUGUGUUUUCCUCCUAGCCACAUUGGCCUCCGCUUCCCCUUUUCUUUCUAAUGACAUAUUUGAGUCUGGGGCAUCCACGGGCCGUGCCCUCCUACAGGCUAAGAAAGCUUGUACAGUUGACUUUGAGCACCAGAACUACACAAUCCUCACAAGCCAAUGCAAGGGACCCCAAUACCCACCGAAACUUUGCUGUGAGGCAUUCAAGCAAUUUGCAUGCCCCUUUUCAGAGGAUAUCAAUGACUUGACAACUGAUUGUUCUGCAGUCAUGUUCAGUUAUAUAAACAUCUAUGGCAAAUAUCCACCUGGCUUGUUUGCUAAUGAGUGCAAAGAAGGGAAGGAUGGUCUUAAUUGCAGUACAGUAAAACCAGUCAAUAGCACUGAAUCUUCCAACAGUGUUCAUGUGGCUGCUCCUUACUCUGUGUUGCUAGUUUCCACAGUCCUGGGAUUAUUUUUCCAUUUGUUCUGAAGGCUCAAAUUGUGAAAGAAAAAACUCUUGUAUUAUUGAUUGAAUCAAUGUUCUAGAACAGUGUUGCCAAGCAUUUUGAGUUAGGAUAUCAUGAUACCUUUCAUGUGAUGCUGGAGUUUUUUAUUGUCUGAUUGAUAUUGCCCUGAAAAGUAUAUAUUAUUACUGUUUGAUA